Danio rerio (zebrafish) is the source of this 1325-nucleotide messenger RNA. It is a transcript of the gene htr1b, whose product is annotated as 5-hydroxytryptamine (serotonin) receptor 1B. Gene Ontology annotation, cellular component: membrane; plasma membrane; synapse. NCBI's taxonomy places the organism in Eukaryota, Metazoa, Chordata, Actinopteri, Cypriniformes, Danionidae. The record is from RefSeq and is marked validated. Gene Ontology annotation, biological process: vasoconstriction; signal transduction; G protein-coupled receptor signaling pathway. Gene Ontology annotation, molecular function: G protein-coupled serotonin receptor activity; G protein-coupled receptor activity; alpha2-adrenergic receptor activity.
GUCUGUCCGCAGCUGAUGCUGGAGCUGAAGGAAAUCAUGAAGAGAAGAAAAUACUGCUUUAUCUUCAAAAUAUGAAAACGCAUGUUUUCUUCUGGGAUGGAGCGCAGCGGUUAUUUCAAGCCGACACCUGCCCAUUUCGAGGUCUUGAACAGCUCGACCGGCACCAAUGUGACUUUGACACCUAAAACGGACGAAAAGCAAGAAAGUUUCGCUUUCCAAGUCACCUUGUCGUCAGUUCUGGGUCUCAUCACUCUCGCAACAAUAUUAAGCAAUGCGUUUGUCAUUGCCACCAUUUCCCAAUCCAGAAAGCUCCAGACACCGGCGAACUUUCUGAUCGCGUCGCUGGCCGUCACGGACCUUCUGGUGUCGGUGCUCGUGAUGCCCAUUUGCGUGCUGUACACGGUCACCCGCGAGUGGACCCUCGGCCAGGUCAUCUGCGACAUCUGGCUGUCCUCAGACAUAACCUGUUGCACCGCGUCCAUACUUCACCUCUGCGUAAUCGCCUUGGAUCGAUACUGGGCAAUAACGGACGCGGUCGAGUACGCCAAGAAACGCACCCAGGCGCGCGCCGCGGGGAUGGUGGCGACCGCCUGGAUCAUCGCCAUCUCCAUCUCCCUGCCGCCUUUCUUCUGGCGACAGGUGAAGGCAGGGGAGCUGACCACCUGCUCGGUCAACACAGAUCACAUCUUCUACACAAUCUACUCCACUUUUGGGGCUUUCUACAUCCCUACGCUGCUGCUCAUCGCCCUGUACGGGAGGAUUUACGUGGAGGCGAGGAAGCGCAUUUUGAAGCAGUCGCCCAAAAAACCGGGCAAAAGACUCACCUCUGCACAUCUGAGCACUAAUUCGCCCGCUUCGGUGGCUUCGACUUCGCCUUUGCAUUGCGGAAGGCAGGACCUUUGCUCGGACAGCGGGUCUCUGGGCAGUGACAAUCAAAUUAGAGUAACUGUGUCCGAUUCACUUCUGGAGAAAAAGAGAAUAUCGGCUGCGCGCGAGAGGAAAGCCACCAAAACCCUGGGCAUUAUAUUAGGAGCUUAUAUUGUGUGCUGGCUGCCGUUUUUCAUUUACACACUGUUGAUUCCCCUCUGUUCGUCUUGCUUUUCCCCAGAACUCUUUGACUUUUUCACUUGGCUUGGCUACGUCAACUCACUCAUCAAUCCUAUAAUAUACACCAUGUCCAAUGAUGACUUUAAAAAGGCUUUUCAUAAAGUCAUAAGUUUUAGAUGUUGCAGACGAUAGGAAAAAUAAGUAGACCCAUAAGGGAUAAUGAUCAGUCAGUCAUUAUCAUUAUCGCAAGUGAUAUCACGGCACUGUUGAAUGCUUGA